UUGCCUGAGGAAGCCCAGAAGAGGAGGAAGGUGAAAGAAGGAAGAGUCUGGAAUGGCUCUUUCUCAGCAGCUGACCAUUGAGGACGUGGCCAUCGAAUUCACUCCUGAGGAGUGGGAAUGCCUGGCCCCUGCACAGAGGACUUUGUACCAGGACGUGAUGCUGGAGACCUACAGGAACCUGCUCUCUGUGGAACCUGCACGGAGCUGUCUCAAGACCCGUCUGCCUGUUCAGAUCCCUCAGCCCUUCCUUCUGGGAUUGUUACUUAGGAGAAUUGUAAAGACAGUAGACAGAUCUCUUUGAUCCUAG
Molecule: messenger RNA, 307 nt
Organism: Budorcas taxicolor (takin)
Lineage: Eukaryota; Metazoa; Chordata; Mammalia; Artiodactyla; Bovidae
Product: zinc finger protein 320-like
Exons: 3
Coding region: 53-301 (82 amino acids)
Biological process (GO): regulation of DNA-templated transcription
Source: RefSeq, a predicted model, not a curated record